GCCUCAACAAAGACAGGACGCUCCCCACGAGAGCUCACAUGUCAGCCAAAUAAAGUUUGCAUCUCUGCCCUCAUUGCCUGGUUUGACCAGUAAACUGGUUCACAUUUUUUCCUCUAUUAGCAACGUGAAAAUUGCCAGAUAUAACGUUUUCCCCAAUAAGUUUCUCUUCACCAAUCUCAAAGACAGAGCGGACGUUCUUUCCAGCUCUGAUUGUGUCUACUCAGUGAGAUGUUUAGACUGUGAGGGGGUCUAUAUCGGACAAACCUCCCAAUCCCUAAAAAGAAGGUUCGCGGUUCACAAAAGCGACGUCAGAUUACACCCUGACAGAUGUGCCCUUGCUUUGCAUGCUGCGAGAGCUGGUCAUGUUUUCGAUUUCGAUAAUCCGAAGAUACUAUAUUCUUGCUCAAAUAACACCAAACGGGUUUUUUUGGAAAUGUGCUAUAUUAAUGAGCAAUCAAAUCCUAUCAAUAAACGUACCGACAUUAAGGGUCUUAGUAACAUUUAUAAUUAUUUGCUCGCUUUGGACUCCAAAAGCGACAUCUCUCCUCAACUUUCACAAACUUUAUAACGUCAUCCCACAAAAUAUGAGGAUGGUAAUUGUUCUCACUUUCGCUUUGGACUCCGGGGCGACAUCUCUAUUCCAAAACUCAAAACCUAUUUCACUUUUAAAGAAAAAGAUUUGACAGAUUGUCAUAGUCCUCUGUGGUCUGAGGAUUUGUCUGUCCUCUGUGUCAAUUUUUGGCGCCAUUGUGCUUGUAACCUAGUUUAGCGAUCUUUUUGACACGAUUUUGUUUGUGUUAUUACUUAGAGAAUAUUCAUGUAGUUUCUCGAGAUUGAUGUAGUUUUCUUCCUUCCAAUGAUUUGUAAUUGGUUGGACACAUGCUGAUUGUUUCUUUGCCAUUCUUUCCACAACUAGUCAAACAUGGGUUUCUACGAUGAGAUGAAGAACACCUAUGGAGAGGUAACAGUUAGAGACCUCAAAUCUUGGGCGAACCUGAACACCAGAUUGGCAAAAGCAAGAUGCAGAAGGAACUUCCUACUCAGAUGCCGAUCAACUGGCGUCAUUCCAAGACACAUCAAGCAGAACAUUAAAUGUAUUAACAAUUUGAUAGGCGACAACGCAGGGGACAACAGAAGAGCUCUCGCACUGAGCAAUAAGGUAUCUUCUACUCUGCUCAAUCUUGAAAUAUCGGUCACUAUCAAAAAGAUCAACUCGCUGCAUGCAGGCAUUAAGCAUAUCCGUGAAAGAUUGAUCCUUGUUCUUCCUAUACGUGUUAUAUCCAUUUUUGAACAGACUCAGUCUAGGUCCUCAGAUAGGAUCACUGUCUUUUCCACCAACGUUCUCAAACGCAAGUUUGAUUCCUUGAUUGAUAAAUCCAUCUCGGAUCUGAAAGUUAAAGAUUCGUGGUUUGCCAAUUUAACAGAUCAUGUUUUCCCACGGGACAUUAAACAUUUGCUUAGUCUUGGUCCCAGGUUUGCCCAUUCUGUCCCCUCUAAUAUUUUGUCAAUUAAAUCUUUAUUGGCUGACUCCGAGUAUCUUGUGAGGUUGGCUCCACAGGAAUCGCAGGACUUACUCCGGGCUAAAUCUACCAAUGCCAUCACCAAUUUCAUCCACCAGGCUUGGAGGAAGAAUAACCCACAAUACGGACUCUUUUGCAAGACGAAAAGGUUCCUGAAGGACAAUGAUGACAUCGUCAUAACGAUGGCAGAUAAGGGCAAUGUCACAGUAGCCAUCACAAAGCAACAAUAUGAAGAGAAGCUCUUGAAUAUCGUCGAGGACACCAACGUUUAUAAGAAAUUAAACUCAGACCCCACAUCGAGGUAUCAGACAAAGAACAACAGCCUUGUCAAGGAUCUCAAAGACCAAGCAUACAUCAGUGCCACCACGGCGAGACAAUUGAAUAACUACAAAGGCAUUUCUCCCACUAUCUACGGUCUACCAAAGAUCCAUAAAGAGGGAACUCCUCUCAGACCUAUCGUCUCCACCAUUAAAUCCCCAACAAGUGAACUUAGCAAGUUUGUCGCCGACAUCCUCAAGUCAGCUUUCAAGGACGACUUCCACACUUGGGCAGUCAAAGAUUCUUUCGAUUUUGCGGAGAAGGUCAACAAUUUGCAGAUUCCUCCAGACCAUGAGAUCCUCUCGUUGGAUGUUAUCAGUCUUUUCACCAAUAUUUCCUGGGAGUUAACGGAGAAGAUAAUAGUGGACAAUUGGAGCAGGAUUGAGGCCGUCACGAAUAUUCCUAGGCCUAAAUUUGUUAACCUAUUGAAGUUCCUGUUCGAUUCCAACUAUUUUAAAUAUAAAGGUGAAUUUUACUCUCAAAUCUUUGGGUGCCCGAUGGGCAGCAUCCUCAGCCCAACUUUGGCAGCUCUGGUGAUGACGGUGUUGAUCGGUUACUGCCUUAGCAAACUAUCCUUCAUUCCAGCAUUCUUGUUCCAGUAUGUUGAUGACAUUAUAUUGGCCAUUCCUUCAAAUAUGAAAGAAGAACUCCUAAGGAUCUUCAACUCCUUCAACCCACAUAUACAGUUCACCAUAGAAGAAGAGAAAGACAGAUUUGUCCCAUUCCUGGAUACCAAAGUGAUACGUUCUGAGGACAACACAGUAAAGCUUGAUUGGUACAGAAAGCCGACCAGCUCAGGAAGAUAUGUCCACUUCAAUUCAAGCCAUGAUUGGCAAAUGAAGAUCAACGUUGUUAACAACCUAAAGAACAGAAUAAUAGGCCUUACUCACAUGGAUUUCAAACAGAGUGCUCUGAACAGAUUAUAUGACAUCCUAAAAGAUAAUGGAUAUCCCCACGGCCUGCUUAAGAAGUUGAUAUUCUCGACAUCCAAUCGACGGAUCUCACCUGAUCCUCCUGAACAUCCUCCUACCACACUGCCUCAACAAAGACAGGACGCUCCCCACGAGAGCUCACAUGUCAGCCAAAUAAAGUUUGCAUCUCUGCCCUCAUUGCCUGGUUUGACCAGUAAACUGGUUCACAUUUUUUCCUCUAUUAGCAACGUGAAAAUUGCCAGAUAUAACGUUUUCCCCAAUAAGUUUCUCUUCACCAAUCUCAAAGACAGAGCGGACGUUCUUUCCAGCUCUGAUUGUGUCUACUCAGUGAGAUGUUUAGACUGUGAGGGGGUCUAUAUCGGACAAACCUCCCAAUCCCUAAAAAGAAGGUUCGCGGUUCACAAAAGCGACGUCAGAUUACACCCUGACAGAUGUGCCCUUGCUUUGCAUGCUGCGAGAGCUGGUCAUGUUUUCGAUUUCGAUAAUCCGAAGAUACUAUAUUCUUGCUCAAAUAACACCAAACGGGUUUUUUUUGGAAAUGUGCUAUAUUAAUGAGCAAUCAAAUCCUAUCAAUAAACGUACCGACAUUAAGGGUCUUAGUAACAUUUAUAAUUAUUUGCUCGCUUUGGACUCCAAAAGCGACAUCUCUCCUCAACUUUCACAAACUUUAUAACGUCAUCCCACAAAAUAUGAGGAUGGUAAUUGUUCUCACUUUCGCUUUGGACUCCGGGGCGACAUCUCUAUUCCAAAACUCAAAACCUAUUUCACUUUUAAAGAAAAAGAUUUGACAGAUUGUCAUAGUCCUCUGUGGUCUGAGGAUUUGUCUGUCCUCUGUGUCAACUUUUGGCGCCAUUGUGCUUGUAACCUAGUUUAGCGAUCUUUUUGACACGAUUUUGUUUGUGUUAUUACUUAGAGAAUAUUCAUGUAGUUUCUCGAGAUUGAUGUAGUUUUCUUCCUUCCAAUGAUUUGUAAUUGGUUGGACACAUGCUGAUUGUUUCUUUGCCAUUCUUUCCACAACUAGUCAAAC
Coccinella septempunctata (seven-spotted ladybird) is the source of this 3797-nucleotide messenger RNA. RefSeq lists its product as uncharacterized. NCBI's taxonomy places the organism in Eukaryota, Metazoa, Arthropoda, Insecta, Coleoptera, Coccinellidae. Bases 923 to 3322 code for a protein of 799 amino acids. The transcript is spliced from 2 exons. The record is from RefSeq and is a predicted model, not a curated record.